GAGGUGAAGGUGUUGUUAGACAGAACACCAUUUUGUCUGCCAAUCUUCAGUCAUCCCUUAGCUCCUCUCACUUCUCAUCAAAUCAUGCAACCUAUACCUGCAACCACAAUGGACAUUGACACACCUGGUUUCUCCACCAUUGACUCCUCAGGCCUCAAUAAACUUGUUAGGAUGAAAGAUCAAAAGUGGGUUCGUGAAAAUGGAGGAAUUGAAGGCAUCAUUUCAGCCCUUGAAACAGAUGUCGACAACGGCAUCCAUGGUGGCCGUGCAGACCUUGAUGCUAGACGAAAAGCCUUCGGUUCAAACUUUUGUCCAGGCUGUAAACCUCGAAAGUUGUUCUCCUGUCUAGUCCUGGAAGCACUUAAAGAACCAUUGAUCAUCAUCCUUCUAAUAACUACUAUUUCUUCUCUUGCCUUUGGCAUUUUAAAGAAUGGUCUAAAAGAAGGGUGUAAAGAAGGACUGGUCAAGCUUAGUGCUAUUCUGGCAGUAGUCCUUGUUUCUGCUGGAGCGGAGCUCUGGUCACUCCGUGAAUGCAUCGACCUCUCUGACUUUAGCAGUUACCUCCCCCAAGUUGAUGUUCUGAGAGAUGGUAAAUGGAAGCCGAUGUCAAUAUGCAGAGUUGUUGUGGGAGACAUAGUAUUUCUGAAGCCUGGAGACCAAGUUCCUGCAGAUGGACUUUUCAUUGAAGGCUGCUCAUUGCAAGUCGAGAAAACAAAAAUAGAUGGGCAAAUUGAGCUUGUGGAAGUUGAUGGCCACGAGGAUCCAUUCUUGUUCUUUGGGAGUACAGUUGUUGAUGGAUAUGCUCGGAUGCUGGUAACAGCAGUUGGAAUGAACAAAAAGAAUCAUGCAAUAAGCAUAAAAGGCACAAUAGUCGAUGAAACAAAACACCUUACCUCAGUAGUAGGUAAAGCUGGCCAGGCAGUCGCUCUACUGACAUUUUUAGUGUUACUGGCCCGAUUCUUUGCUGGAGGAAUACAUGAUGAACAUGGAAACAGAGUUUCAUUUGGAGGAGAAACAAAGAUACUUGAUGCCUUGGUUGCUAUAGUUGGACUUAUUGCCACACCCGCAAUGAUUGCUUUGACAGCUACUCCAGAGGGUCUGCUAUUGGCUGUGAAAAUCACUCUUGCUUAUUCAAUGAGGAGACUCAGGCGUGCUGGUGUUCUAGUGAGGGAGCCUUCACUAUGCCAUUCAGUCGCUUCUGUUACAACCAUCUGUAUGAACAUGACAGGAACAGCAACAUAUGACUCCAAAGAUGUACCUAAGUUUUGGCUUGGGCUAAACUCUAUUGAAGAAGUACCUCAUAAUUUGAUUGCAACAAAUGUUCUAGAGCUAUUACACCAAGGUAUUGGCCUGAACACAACUCAGCCCCCUUCAAGGUUGUUGUGUGGAUCUCCUCAGAAUUCAACAGAAAAGGCAAUUUUUGAAUGGGCUGUAAAGCACUUAGGCAUGGAUGUAGAAACUCUAAAGGGGAACUGCACCAUUCUUGAAAUUGAACCCUUCAAUUCCAAGAAUAGACAAAGCGGGGUUUUGAUCAGUAAGAAUGCAGACAAUACAAUUCAUGUACACCGGAAGGGAGCAGCAGAAGAUAUAAUACCUACAUGCUCACACUAUUAUGAUACAACUGGUAUUGUCAGAGUGAUUAACAAAAACACAAAGGUGCUGUUGGAUCAAAUACUGGAAGGCAUGGCAGAAAAUGGCAUGCGUUGCAUUGCUUUUGCACACAGAAAGACAUCAAUACGAGAUUAUUUCACUUUUUCUCGCCAACAGCUAAUCUUAUUAGGCAUUGCGGGUCUAACAAGUCCACGUCGAGCUGGGUUAAGAAGCACUUUAAAGGACUGCAGGCGAGCAGGAGUGAACUUCAAAUUGAUCACAGGUGACAACAUUCUAACGGCCAAAGCUAUUGCUGUGCAGUGUGGCAUACUUGAGCCAAAUCACAAACCUGAGGAGGUGGUAGAAGGGGAGGAAUUCAGGAACUUUACAGCAGAGGAGAGAUUAGAAAAACUGAAUAACAUUCGCCUCAUUGCUAGAGCCAUCCCAUCUGACAAGGUUCUUAUGGUAGAGUGUUUGAAACAAAAGGGACAAGUUGUUGCUUUUCUAGGCCGUGGAACUGGGGAUGUACAGGCACUUAGAGAAGCUGAAGCAGGGCUCUGUUUUGGGACUCAGGGUGCAGAGAUAACCAAGGCAAGCUCUGGAGUAAUAAUGCUUAAUAAGGAAUUCCCUUUGCUAGUUGACAUUUUGAAGUGGAGUCGGGGCAUUUAUGAGAGUAUCCAGGUAUACACUCAGUUCUUGCUCACUGCCACUUUUGUUUCUAUGGUGCUCGAUUUUUUCAUGGCAGUUUCAGCUAGUGAUCCACCCAAUUUCGAUGCAAUGGUAUCAGUUUCAGCUGGAAAAGUCCCAUAUCCGGUGUUUCAACUUUUGUGGAUUAAGCUACUACUAGGCAUUCUAGCUGCUGCAGCCCUUGUUGUGAAGAAGCCAUCUGAAGAGCUAAUGCACCAGCCACCUAGGAAGCAGAAUGAGCCGCUGAUGACCACACUUAUGAUCAGGACCAUACUUACUCAAGCAUUAUAUCAGAUAGCCAUCCUCUUAACCAUACAAUUCAAAGGACAAUCUCUCUUCAAUAUCAAUGGUAAGGAGAAAGAUACGUUGAUCCUAAAUACUUAUAUUCUCUGUCAAGUGUUCACAAUAAUCAAUGCAAGACUCUUUGAAAUGAACACACUUGAAGAAAUAAUGAAGAAAAAGUUGUUUUCUGGUGUCAUUGGGUUGACAAUUGGCCUUCAAGUGUUGAUGGUAGAGGUUUUGAAGAGGUUUGCUGGCACAGCACAGUUGAGUUGGGGACAGUGGGGAACAUGUAUAUCCAUUGCUGCUGCAUCUUCUCCGAUUGGCUGGCUAGUUAAGAGCAUAUCAGCCUCAGAGAAACCAUAUUUCAGCAACUUAACUUGGUUACAAUCAAAGACCAAAACAGAUUAGUCAGACACAAAUCUAAUGGUCUUUGCAAAUAAAGGUUUCAAUCAAACUAUCAAUGUCAUUGAUGUUUUGUGUGAUAAACAUUUCCAAGUAUAUUAUGGCUUUUGUAUGUUAGUCCAUUCCAGUUUCCAGGACUCCAAGUCUUUCAAAAAGAAAUUUUAAAAAAUGUAAAAAUUAGUCUGUUUGUUGUAAUUUCUUCCUUACCAGAACCAACUUCUUAAUUUUCUUUCUUAAAUUUCAUUUUGCAUGUCUGAUGUAGCUGAUAAAACCAAUUAUUAUUUUUAACAAAUCUGAAUUACACAAAUGAAAGUAGCAUUUUAUUUU
Ipomoea nil (Japanese morning glory) is the source of this 3288-nucleotide messenger RNA. Its product is annotated as calcium-transporting ATPase 12, plasma membrane-type-like. The record is from RefSeq and is a predicted model, not a curated record. Gene Ontology annotation, biological process: calcium ion transmembrane transport. Gene Ontology annotation, molecular function: ATP binding; ATP hydrolysis activity; P-type calcium transporter activity. NCBI's taxonomy places the organism in Eukaryota, Viridiplantae, Streptophyta, Magnoliopsida, Solanales, Convolvulaceae. The coding region runs from base 85 to 2967 and encodes 960 amino acids. The transcript is spliced from 2 exons. Gene Ontology annotation, cellular component: intracellular membrane-bounded organelle; membrane.